Messenger RNA from Dentiscutata erythropus, 312 nucleotides. NCBI's taxonomy places the organism in Eukaryota, Fungi, Glomeromycota, Glomeromycetes, Diversisporales, Gigasporaceae. The record is from the annotation of a GenBank genome assembly.
AUGAACCGAUCUACAAAUCCAAUUAUUAACGUUCAAUCACAAAGUAAUAAUGGCCAGCUACAAAGUCCGCAGAAUAUUGGUGGACCACGAAAUGCUAAUGGCCAACUUCAAAGAACCACAAAUAUUGGGAUGCUGCCUAUAAGACCUCAGAACACUGCAAAUCUAUUCACUGGUACUUAUACUUCCGUUCAGCAAUAUGCUGAUUUAAUUAACGGCACAGAUCCAUUCACUAGAACGCAAGGUGUAGAAAAUUUGCCACCACAGAGCAUCCGAUUUUCAACGCUACUGUUUUCAGGAGUUUCUUUCUCAUAA